UAAUACUUCACACGGUAUUAAUGUCUAUUUACAAUAUCGUACACAUCGUAUACAUGCUAAAAUGAUAUUAUCAAUAUAUUUUGGUUGAACCUGAAUUCCUUUUUGACAUAAUUCGAAACGUUCUUGAAGUAUACCAAAUGCAUCGACGAUACGCCUGGCUCUACUCAAACGAUAAUUGUAUAUUUCAUGGUCUGUGCCGUCGGCUUGACCAUGUGAGAUUACACCUUCAUUCUAACCCUUGGAAAACCUAUAGAUCCUUGCGUUCAGUGUCCUCUUGCGUCUGUCUAGUCGCGGCCGCUGCUACCCCGCACCGCGCGGGGUGUGACGGGGGAGCGCGGGCGGUCGCGUCGCCAGUACGCUUUCGUUAUUCCCGCGGAGUGCGUGUAUUUCCUUGCGAAAAUAAUAUUUAUUAAAAAACGACGUGUGUCGUUCGAGACCAAUAUCUAAAGCCGCGUACGCACGUACGAACAAAUUUGUUGCGUUACAUGAUAUGCAACAACUUGGUUCGCACGUGCGUACCACUAUCGAACAUCGAACACUCUGUUUGUCAAACAUGUUCGCGGCGAUCCUUGUAGUGUGUUCUGUAUGGACGGUGUUCGAAGCGCUUUAAUAACUUCACAUUCGACCACUUCCAACGGCGCCGUCAUGGCUACUAAGAUAGAGUUCACGACUGAUGUUCGCGAACUCGACUCGAACUAUGUUUGCGUUCGUGUUCGAAUAUGCCGUCCAUACGUACGAACCAAAUGUUCGGGUCUGGUGUUUGUGUUCGCUAUGUUCGUGUUCGUACGUGCGUACGCGCCUUAAGUUCGCUAAUUAGUUGUAAAGUGUUUAAGUGUUUAUUACUACUGUGGAUUGCUGUCGUUAAAGAUGGCGGUGCCGAAAGAACCAUCGUCACUGGAGGACCUCUUAGAGUGGGAAACAGAUGAUCCAGAUGACAAUCUAAUUUUGGAACGAAUAAAGAAGUUGGCUUCGACCUAUCUACCUGAUGGAUGGCGCCAAUGGAAGAUUAUACCUCAUACCAAAGAGGAUCUUUUAGGUUCGCACCUGGACCCUCUUGUGCUGAAUAAAAUCCGCUUCGCUCUCCCGACGGUCGAACUUGCUAGAGCCUUCUGUCCAGAAUGUACCUCCCUCUCUGAGAAAACCUACAAGGAUAUGAAGAUUAGAAUGCUUGGGUGGCCUUUGUGUGUGGGGCUUAUAAUUGGCCCACCGUCCAUUGGAUCUAGAAUCAGAGGUUCCGCCGUUCAAAAUGAACUGAUCGUAGCAUCUCUAGCAGAAUUAAAACCUUUGCUCUUAAGCAGAAAGGAGGCGUCGAGGGAGCUUGCAGAUAAUGAAGAUGUAGAUGACUCAUCGACGCUUCGCUCCACGUCGUCCAAAUCUAAAAAGCUCACAAGGAUAGAUAAGCUAGAACAAAAUUUUAGCGAGAUGAAGGAUAUGUUCUCCAGCAUCAUGGCCAGGUUUAGUAGCAAUGUCGACGAUGAUUCCGAAGCAGAGGCGGCUUACCCUUCUUCUGAUGAAGAUGGCAUGAUGAUACAGGAAGAAUAUCCAAGACGGAACGAGACACUAGAAUCUUUAGACUGGAAGGCCCCAGCUCUGACACCAGAGGAUGAUGAUGGAGAUUUUGAUUUCUCCCCUCAAACUAAAGAACAGGAACCUCCAAUUCCAACACCAAAGGCACACAUCGAAGAGCAGGGUAUAAAAUGCAUGAGAUUGGGCGAGUUGGCGUACAAACAGAUCCGGUACGCUGAGGUCCAGAAAAAGCUGCAGGCGUUUCCAGUUUUCCAUGCCUCGAAGGUUAACCCGUCUCUAAUAAAACUUAAUCCGGCAAAUGCUUCAUCUGUUUCUCUAGCCAAGCAGGAAUCUUCUUUUGGCACAAUCUUACAUGGGUUGCUGCUGCAACGCGAGGCCCUUACUGGUGCUAUUAAGGAGCUCUCAACCAAGCAUCCUUCUCUAAAGUUGGACAUAAAAGAAGCGCUGUCAGGACCAAACGCGGCUUUCAAACUUAACUUAACCUUUCGUGUGUUUUAGACGUGGAUCCACGUUCGAAAAAUCUUUACCCUCGUGUGCCUAAGCGUGGAUCCACGUCCAAACCUAACAAACUUUUUAAAUGCGAUUUUGUUCACUAUUCUUUGGACUUUUUAGUCGACUUUUUUUGCAUCGAAAGUGUACUGAAUUAAUCUGUCACGGGCGGCCAUUAGACUGAAUGUAUUACGUCAUGUCAAUCCCGUUUGACAGGAUAAACAAUUUCAUUUUGGUGACGCGUGCGACCGGUGAAAUUCCUUCUCCUGGAUUCUAACGACAAUAAACAUCUGUAAGUAUUUCUGUCUAUUUAUCUUUUGUUUAUAUUGUGUAGAACAUAAAACAAUUCGAAAACAAACUAUUCUUAACUUGAUUUAUGAUAUUUCUAUGAUCAAAUGUCUCUCGAAAAAAUUUCUGUCAAUAUUUUGAUUUU
Helicoverpa armigera (cotton bollworm) is the source of this 2449-nucleotide messenger RNA. RefSeq lists its product as uncharacterized. NCBI's taxonomy places the organism in Eukaryota, Metazoa, Arthropoda, Insecta, Lepidoptera, Noctuidae. Bases 868 to 2025 code for a protein of 385 amino acids. The record is from RefSeq and is a predicted model, not a curated record. The transcript is spliced from 2 exons.